Cuscuta epithymum is the source of this 879-nucleotide messenger RNA. The record is from the annotation of a GenBank genome assembly. NCBI's taxonomy places the organism in Eukaryota, Viridiplantae, Streptophyta, Magnoliopsida, Solanales, Convolvulaceae.
UUGGAGUAUAGUCACACCGCGGCCGCCAACCCUCUCCAUCCUUCAUCUCCUCUAAUUUGUUGCUUCUACCGCAACCUCUUUUCCAAGGAGCGGGACUUUUCUCUUAUUCUACUGCUAUUCUAUUCUAUUUCACCCUUAACAACGGUAGUCUGCAGCAUCGUAUUCGCUCUCCAGCCCAAAAAUCACACAGUUCUUUUUCAUAUGGCUACUCCGAAGCACACGACAAGGCUAGGGUUGUGUAUAUUAUUUCAAAUUUGGAUUGGUGUUAUGUUUUUAUAUCUUAUACGAAGUAUUUCAAGUGGAAAGGAUAAGUAUUUUGAUUGUCAUAGAGUCAAAGGUGGAUUUGAGUGUCGAUUUUGCAAAGACAGACUUCAAAAGCCUCAAAGAAAAUCAUGUGCUCAAGAAAAAUCAUGUGAACAAACCAUAAUUGAAUUGUUGUGGUCCAGAAAAGAAAACUGCAGGGCAAAAGAAGCCAUUUCAAAUUACAAUAGAAUUUAAAAAACGCCAACAGAAAACCAAGGUGUUGAUGGUGUGUGCUCUUUGCUCUCAACUAUGGAGGAUUGGAGGCUGACACUCAUUUUGGCAGCAAGAACAUAUUAGUAGUUUUGGCUUUUAAGAUCAUGAACUUUUUGAACCUUUGAGUUGUAAUUGCUAUGUUACAUAUGUAUGAAUGGAUGACAGGUUUUAUUUUUGGAUUUUUUUAAAGACCUAGUUAUUAGAUAAAGUAAAAAUGUUCGACAGUUCGUGUAUUCUUGCAGGUGAUCACUGUAAUCAAGUCAUUAAUAGCAGGUGCAAUAGUUGUAAAUAAAUGUCUGAAUUGGGAACACCUAAAGAUGACUUACGAGAGAUACGAGUGGUCCUAUUUGAACUUAAACUGUG